GUCCUCCAGAAUCCCUACAUGCUUCGGCGAUAGCCGUUCACCGUCGACAGAGGGAGCGCAGAUUCCCGUGUACAGUCGAUGGUUCUUAGAUUUUUCAAGAUGUCGUCGCUUGAACAGAGACUCUCCCGAAUCGAGGAGAAACUAAAACAGGAGAAUAAAGAAGCUCGGAGACGAAUCGACCUCAGCAUCGACAUGAGUCCUCAGCGUUCGCGUCAGAGGCCAAUCAUCGUGAUCCAGCUCAGUCCUGCUCCAGCCCCUUCCCAGCGUGCAGCUCUGCAGCUCCCCCUGGCCAACGACGGCGGCAGCCGCUCCUCGUCAUCGGAGAACUCACCCCAGCACCACUCCUACCCCAGCCGCCCCCGAAACAUGCUGACCCUGCCCACGCCCCCCUACUGCCUGCAGAAGAGCCUGGAGAAUGCGGAGAUUGACCAGAAGCUGCAGGAGAUCAUGAAGCAGACCGGAUAUCUUAAGAUUGAUGGACAGCGGUACCCAGCGGAGGUGAGUGACCUGAUUAAUGAGGAGGAGAUUGGCAGUGGCACCUGCGGCCAGGUCUUCAAAGUGCGCUUCAAGAAGACCGGACACGUCAUCGCCGUCAAGCAAAUGCGAAGGACGGGCAACAAGGACGAGAACAAGAGGAUCCUGAUGGACCUGGACGUGGUCCUGAAGAGCCACGACUGUCCCUAUAUCAUACAGUGCUACGGCGCCAUAGUCACCAAUACGGACGUGUUCAUCGCCAUGGAGCUGAUGGGAACGUGUGCGGAGAAGCUGAAGAAGAGGAUCCAGGGCCCCAUUCCCGAGCGCAUCCUGGGGAAGAUGACCGUGGCGAUAGUGAAAGCGCUGCUGUACCUGAAGGAGAAGCACGGGGUGAUCCACCGGGACGUGAAGCCCUCCAACAUCCUGCUGGACGACAAGGGCCAGAUCAAGCUGUGCGACUUCGGCAUCAGCGGCCGGCUCGUCGACUCCAAGGCCAAGACCCGCAGCGCGGGGUGUGCUGCGUACAUGGCUCCUGAGAGAAUAGACCCGCCUGACCCCAGCAAGCCUGACUAUGACAUCAGAGCGGACGUGUGGAGCCUGGGCAUCUCUCUGGUGGAGCUGGCCACGGGGCAGUUCCCCUACAAGAACUGUAAGACAGAUUUCGAGGUCCUGACCAAAGUGCUGCAGGAGGACCCUCCCCUGCUCCCGCUCAGCAUGGGCUUCUCCCUCGACUUCCAGUCCUUCGUCAAAGACUGCCUCACAAAGGAUCACAGAAAAAGGCCAAAAUACCACAAGCUGCUCGAGCACAGCUUCAUCCGGCGCUACGAGGUGCUGGAGGUGGACGUGGCGGGCUGGUUCCAGGGCGUGAUGGAGCGCACCGAAUCGCCGCGGAGCAGCCAGUGCUACACCCAGCAUCAUCUCCACUCCCUCUUCAGCAGGUAGCCAGAGACAGGGAGAGAGAGAGAGAGGGGGACGCGCCCGCCCGCACGACCUGGCCCACACCCAGACUGAGGGGGAGGGGGAGGGGGAUGGGGGGGGGGGGGAGCGCUGACGUGCACACGCAUGCGUACACACACUCACUCUCACACACGGCCACAGACGCACGCACGUGCACGCUCGCGCACUCUCACGCAUGCCCACAGACACGCGCAUGCACACACACACACUCAACACGCACUCUUACACACACCCACAGACACAAGCACACACACACACACACACAUCCUCGCACGCACGUACACGCAUACCACCGAUACACACAGAAAGACAGAGGGAUGGACAGACCUGACACAGGUGUCCAGUGUGUACCAGGAUGGACAGACGGACAGACCGAUGGGCAGAUCUAGUUAGCGUGGGCUGUCAGAAAGACUGACACUCAGGUACCUGGAGCGUCGUAGUUCUCUUAAUCGCUGAGUGUUCAUCUCACACACAGUCACAUACACCCACACACUAAACACGCAGUCAGAAUCUGUGUUACACGCACACACACACAUGCAUGAACACACACACACACACACAUACUGACACAGGUGUGUUAAACAAGGUCACUCAGACCACAAAGAGAACAGUGUGUACACAGAUACACAUAUCACAUUGUGCAAUAUUUAGCUUGAGGUUGUUAGACUGAAAUGAAAUGGUCACAUAUGUGGAGAGAGAUGGGUUGGUAGCGUUAUUAUGAAAUCUUUGAGCGACUGUAGGGACGUAGCGUAGAAUAGGUUUAUAAUCUGGAUAAUGGUAGUUUUAAAUCUAACUAAUGACGUACUGGUGCCACAGUAGUUGUGGUCACUUUUUAAAAUGAUUUAUUCACAACAUAGGUCAUAUGUGGUUUUUUUUUUUAUUAUUACAAUGUUUUAAGAAAAGCUGUUUUGGAAAAAAAAUAAUAAACUGCAAAAAAAAUUAGGUUUUUGUUGAGCUCUGCAGAGAAGGAGUGUGUUGUCGUGUCAGGAUGGCUUUUUAUCACGUGCAGAGACUGCUGGGAAGGAUAGAGGAAGUGAAAGACUGCAGAAAAGGUGGUUGGGAAAAGAGAGGGGGUAGACAAAACGGAUGUCGACUAAAAAGACAGCUGGAGUCUUCCCCGGUGGAGAGGAGUGGAAGGGUGGAAUUAUGGGAGAUGGGAGGGGUAAUGUUUGGACUGGUGUUCUGAGGACUGAUGGAGAGGGGAAGGUGAGAGCGGGAAGGGUAUGAGAGUUCAGCAGUAAUACGCCCGAGUAGAGCCUCUCCUGUCUGCCAGAGAGAGGGGGAGGGGGGGGAGGAGGAGGUUCCUUCGCUAAUGGGAAUGGGAGAGAGGGGAGGGGAACUCAGUGCAUCCCUGGAACACCCUCUUCUCCCCUCCCUAACCCUCCCUCCCUCCCUCCCUCUGUUCCUGUGCAUUUCCUGUUUCUCUUCAAGCUCGCAUUUAAAGAAGCGAGCCACUUUUAAGCUGUUUACUUCUGUUUUUGCCAAAGCCAAAGUUUUGAAACGGCGGAGCUGGAGAACGCUGGGUCUCGCUCUACCGCGGGCUCGCGUGCGUUACUCCUGCUACACAAACAGCCCGUUCUCUGGAAACCACCAGCGUCUCGAGCCAAAAUGGAGCCGGCCUUGAUGCUAAUAUGUUACACAGUAACCAAAUUUAUCACCAGAGAGAUGGCACUGAAUGAGGAAGAGGCGUGUCAGGGAAGUCAGAACGCGAGGCUAAAGCAAGUUGUCAUGCAAGUGGGGAUGUGAACUGAGAGAAAUUAGGGUUUUUUUUUAGGAUGGGACGUCAAGAGGUGGACUGAGAGAUACGGAAGUUGAAAA
Messenger RNA from Anguilla rostrata (American eel), 3249 nucleotides. RefSeq names its product mitogen-activated protein kinase kinase 7 (gene map2k7). The transcript has 12 exons. NCBI's taxonomy places the organism in Eukaryota, Metazoa, Chordata, Actinopteri, Anguilliformes, Anguillidae. Gene Ontology annotation, molecular function: ATP binding; protein kinase activity. Gene Ontology annotation, biological process: protein phosphorylation. The record is from RefSeq and is a predicted model, not a curated record. The coding region runs from base 79 to 1416 and encodes 445 amino acids.